Molecule: messenger RNA, 828 nt
Organism: Condylostylus longicornis
Lineage: Eukaryota; Metazoa; Arthropoda; Insecta; Diptera; Dolichopodidae
Product: RNA-binding protein 45-like
Exons: 1
Coding region: 118-828 (236 amino acids)
Molecular function (GO): RNA binding
Source: RefSeq, a predicted model, not a curated record
UCUAAUGUUAGCUUUGUGCACUACUCUGCCUGAUUUAGUUAAAAUUGUGGUAUCUCUAUUUGUCGCUACGAUUUCCUUCUUAUAGCGAAAGGUCAGUUUUGUUCCCAGUCCUUUAUUAUGCUUUACAUAGACUGCCUGUCCGAUUUCGUAUUGUUUAAUAGGUUUUUUACUUUUAUUAUGAAAUUUAAUGUCCUGUGCUUGUUUGUACUUCAGUUUUUCUAUAUUAUUCAAACGCGUUUUUUCGAACUCUGUAGUAAAACCACUACCGAAGAAUCAAUUCGGAACAAUUUUUCUGAAUAUGGUACAAUUGAAGACAUCUGGAUUGUGAAAAAUAAACAAUCAGGAGAAAAUAAGGGAGUUGCUUAUGUCAAAUUUUCAAAGACAAGCGAAGCCGCUGCUGCCCAAGACGAGUUAAAUGGAAAAACAAUUGAUAAUGAAGAACGUCCAAUAAAAGUAUUAGUAGCGUCAAAUCGAGAGUCAGGUUCAGGAAGAUCAGAAAAUGAAGAAGAGAGAUACUUGCGUUUGUUUAUUGUAGUAAACAAACCAAUGACAAAAGAAGAGAUACAAAGUGAGUUUGAAGAAUAUGGUGAUAUAGAGUUCGUUACCUUCGUUAAGGAUAAAGUAACAAGAGAAUCGAAGGGUUUUGCAUACGUAAAAUAUAAAAAUUUUACUGGAGCUGCAAAAGCCUAUGAAAAUUGUCCCCAAAAGUAUAAAGCAGUUUUUGCUACACCCAGAUCAAAUGAUUCAUAUGAAGAUCGCAGAGCGCGACCGCUUAAAAGACCUGGAAGAGGAAUGGAUGUAAUUUUUGUUGGACCCAGUAUCGAUUAG